Messenger RNA from Pseudophryne corroboree (corroboree frog), 1213 nucleotides. RefSeq names its product forkhead box B2 (gene FOXB2). The record is from RefSeq and is a predicted model, not a curated record. Bases 168 to 1124 code for a protein of 318 amino acids. The transcript has a single exon. Lineage: Eukaryota; Metazoa; Chordata; Amphibia; Anura; Myobatrachidae. Gene Ontology annotation, molecular function: DNA-binding transcription factor activity, RNA polymerase II-specific; RNA polymerase II cis-regulatory region sequence-specific DNA binding. Gene Ontology annotation, biological process: cell differentiation; regulation of transcription by RNA polymerase II; anatomical structure morphogenesis.
UCUGGCUCCUGUUUCUGCUAAGGCGAGAAGAAAACACCUGGACAUGAGCAUCACUUCUGCACACCACGCUGCUGGAUACUCACCUCUGCUGUAAGUGACCACAGGAAGGAGCCCCCAGAAGCCAGGAGAGGAGGUGACUGUGGGUGAGCUGCUCUGAUCCCCCUAGCAUGCCUCGCCCGGGGAAGAGCUCAUACAGUGACCAGAAGCCGCCGUACUCCUACAUAUCGCUGACUGCCAUGGCCAUCCAGAGCUCCUCCGAGAAGAUGCUGCCCCUCAGUGACAUCUACAAGUUCAUCAUGGACCGGUUCCCCUACUAUCGGGAGAACACCCAGCGCUGGCAGAACUCCCUCCGGCACAACCUCUCCUUCAAUGACUGCUUCAUCAAGAUUCCACGGAGACCCGACCAGCCGGGGAAGGGCAGCUUCUGGGCUCUGCACCCAGACUGCGGGGACAUGUUUGAGAACGGCAGCUUCCUGAGGAGGAGGAAGAGGUUUAAGGUGCACAGGUCAGAGCACCUGGGGUCCAAGAGUCACCAGAUGAUCCAUUACUUCCACCAGCAGCACAGUCACUCUAAACUGGGGCUGCCCAGUGCUGAGGGCGUCCCAGUGACUGGUGUCGGCCGGCUCCCUCACUUCCAGCCAUACAACAUCAAUGGAAGCCAGUCCACGGGAUUUAAGCAUCCCUUCGCAAUAGAGAAUAUUAUUGGCAGAGAUUACAAGGGGGUGAUGACUAGUGGCCUGCCAUUAGCGUCCAUGAUGCAUCACCUGGGGUAUCCGGUGCCCAGUCAGCUCAGCAACAUGGUCAGCACCAUGUGGCCACACGUUGGCAUGAUGGACACUAUGACAGGUAUGGCAGUGCCACAAGAGUAUGGACAUUUCGGAAUGCCCAUGAAAACACUCUGCCAUGCUCCUAAUCAGACAAUCCCAGCUGUGCCAAUGCCUAUCAAGCCAACAGCGUCUCUCCCACCGGUGUCCGCAAUCCCAAAUCUGACUAUAAACCCCCCUAGUAUGUGCUCCCCUUCUGUCACACAGGUGGCUGCUGCAGCGUCUCUCCUGGAGCAAUCUCAGCCCGGCCACCCGGAGAGCAAGGGCAACAUGCUGCACCCAGUAAUGGUGCACUCCUAGGCAUACAGUACCCCGGUACCGCGGCAUACAGCACUCACAGUCCCAGGGAGAUCAGUAGACAAGUACUGCUCCGGGGAUGCACGAUAUGG